Molecule: messenger RNA, 2412 nt
Organism: Solanum tuberosum (potato)
Lineage: Eukaryota; Viridiplantae; Streptophyta; Magnoliopsida; Solanales; Solanaceae
Product: receptor-like protein 12
Exons: 3
Coding region: 135-2372 (745 amino acids)
Molecular function (GO): protein binding
Source: RefSeq, a predicted model, not a curated record
CGUUUCUUUUCUUUUAUUCAUUUCUCUGUUUUGUGUUGCUAAUAAGUGAAUGUUUUUCUUCUUCCUUUGAUCAUCAUCUUUGCUCUCCCACUGAAGCUUCUGCUUUGCUUCUGUUCAAACAAUCCUUUCAAAAUAUGUCCGAAGAGUACUGUAGUUAUUGGUGUGAUGAAGAUUGUUUCCCAAAAACAAAGUCUUGGAAUGAGAGUAGGGAUUGCUGCAGUUGGGAUGGAGUCACUUGUGACUUAUUAAACGGUCAUGUUAUCGGGUUAGACCUUAGUUGCAGUCAGGUUAGUGGAACUUUUCAUCCCAAUAGCAGCCUCUUCCAACUUCAUCAUCUCCAGACACUAAACCUUAACUUGACAAAUCUGGAGGUACUUUCUCUCUCUGAAGUCAACAUCUCAUCUCCGAUACCUGUGAAUAUUUCUUCUUCCUUAAGGUACCUGGAUCUUAGUCAUACUAAUCUGCGAGGCAUAAUUCCCCAUGGUUUCUCUAAUCUCCAAGAGCUAGUUGAAUUGGAUCUUUCUAAUAACAACUUCACCGGUCCAUUUCCCUCUUCAAUUUUAAACUUGACAAGUCUUCAAUACUUAGAUUUGUCUCACAACUCACUGAAUGGCACAAUACACUCUUGGGUGUUUAGCCUCCCUUCCUUACUUGAUUUGAAGCUCCAUCAUAACCAAUUCAGUAGAGUGGCUGAUGAGAUCAAAACAAACCCGACAUUAGUGACUUUGUAUUUAAGUCAUAAUCAAUUCAAUGGUCCUUUUCCUCGAUCACUUGUGAAUCUCACAAGCCUGGCCUUGCUUGACUUUUCAUCAAAUAACAUCACCGGCGAUGUGGGAAUAAAUAUCACCUUUCCUAGACUAUCAGCUUUGUUAUUAUCAUCUUGUGAACUGAAGGAUUUUCCACACUUCUUGAGAAAUCUAAAGACACUUCAGUUCUUGGAUAUUUCUAACAACAAGAUCCGUGGUCAAAUCCCUAACUGGUUUAGCGGCAUGAAGUGGGACUCUUUGGAACAACUAAACCUUUCACGUAAUUUUUUGACAGGCCAUCUAGGAGAAUUUCAUUAUUAUAGUCUUGAGUCUCUUGAUCUUAAAUUUAACUUCCUUCAGGGUCCACUACCUUCAUCCAUAUGUAACCUAAGAAGCCUUAGAAUUCUGGAUUUAUCACGCAACAACUUCAGUAACUCAAUUCCAAAUUGCUUGGGAAGCAUGGCUAAGCUAACGGUGUUGGACUUGAGAAGGAACAAUUUCAGUGGGAGUCUUCCACUGUUAUGUACUCAAAGCACUUCAUUGAUGACCAUUGUCUUGAAUGGUAAUCAAUUCGAAGGAUCUGUCCCUGCGUCAUUACACAACUGUGUUGGUUUAAAAGUUCUUGAUUUGGGGAACAACGCUAUAAAUGACACAUUUCCAGCUUGGCUUGGAACUCUUGAAGAGCUGCAAGUCCUUAUAUUAAAGUCGAACAAGUUCCAUGGACCUAUAAGUGCUAGGAAGAAGUUUUGCUUUCCCAGGUUGCGGAUUUUUGAUCUCUCUCAUAAUGCAUUCAAUGGUUCACUGCCUGCAGAUAUUUUUAGAAACUUCAAGGCAAUGAUAAAAAAUGGCACAGACAAAGGUAACAUUACAUAUAUGGAAACAUCAGUUUUCAGGUCAUUGGUUGAUUCAUCGAUCAAAGACUGGACUAUGUAUAAGCUAGAAUUGGCCAUUGAUGAAGUGUACAAGGAUUCAGUGAGGUUGAUGAUCAAAGGAAACAAUAUUGAGCUAGAAAGAAUCAGCACAAUUGUUACAGCCAUAGAUCUCUCAAGCAACCAUUUUGAAGGUGACAUUCCGAAAUCACUAAAGGAUCUCAGCUCACUUUGGCUACUCAAUUUAUCCCACAAUAAUCUCAAAGGUGAUAUUCCAAUGGAAUUGGGGCAAUUGAAUUCACUUGAAGCCUUAGAUCUCUCUUGGAAUCGGCUCACUGGAAAGAUUCCACAGGAAUUGACAAGAAUGAACUUUCUGGCGUUCUUAAACCUCUCUCAAAACCAGCUCGUUGGACGCAUUCCUCAAGGUUCACAAUUCAGCACAUUUGAAAAUGACUCGUAUGGUGGCAACCUUGAUUUAUGUGGUCCUCCUUUGUCAAAGCAAUGUGGAACGAGUGAUCGCUCACAUGUUCCUCAAUCACUGGAGGAUGAAGCAGAAGAAGAUGAGUCAUAUUUCUUCAGUGGAUUUACGUGGGAAUCAGUAGUCAUAGGCUACAGUUUUGGACUAGUUGUUGGAACUGUCAUGUGGAGCCUCAUGUUUAAUUAUCGUAAGCCAAAAUGGUUUGUCGAAUUUUUUGACGGCAUCAUGCCCCACAAAAGGAGAAGGCCAAAGAAGAGAAGGCUGAGACGGCAGACAUAAUGGAAGAUUGAAAGAUUGAACUUUUCUGUUUCUGUUUUUU